Molecule: messenger RNA, 806 nt
Organism: Rhinichthys klamathensis goyatoka
Lineage: Eukaryota; Metazoa; Chordata; Actinopteri; Cypriniformes; Leuciscidae
Product: transcription initiation factor TFIID subunit 3-like
Exons: 3
Coding region: 20-403 (127 amino acids)
Cellular component (GO): transcription factor TFIID complex
Source: RefSeq, a predicted model, not a curated record
GUCGGGUCCGGGAGCUCGGAUGCGUUCCCCUCCAGCUCCUCCUCCACCUGCCCUGGCACCUGUAGCACCUCCACCCCGCCCUCCUCCUGUCCUGCCCCCAGCCGCCCCCAUUCAGACGCCACCCAGCCAGGCCAAGUCACGGGGGUGCAGCGUCGUCACACAGACCGUCAGUGCAUACGUGAUUCUAGAUGAAAGGGGUAAUAAGAUCUGGAUUUGUCCAGGAUGUAAUAAACCUGAUGACGGCAGUCCCAUGACCGGAUGUGACGAGUGUGACGACUGGUAUCACUGGCCAUGUGUGGGUUUUUUAGCCGCCCCUCCGGAUGACCAGUCGUGGUUCUGUGUGAAAUGCGCUGGCAAGAAGAAAGACAAGAAGACAAAAAAAAGGAAACUCGAAGCGCACUGACCUACAUUUCUUUUUUUCUUUUUUUUCUCCUGUCUCCGUGCUCAUCUGUUUUCGCCUUAACACUAUUUUGCUGCAUUUGUCUGUUUUUUUUGUUUUUUUUGUUGUUUUUUCACCCAGCCCUUCUUUUAACUUGGUUAACUUAACUCAGUGUCCGGUAUCAUAAUGUAUUUUUUAAAAAUGAAAAUUUCAAAUGUUGUAUAUGUUACUUUUUUAUGUGGAGGAUCGUACAGUAUGUCUAUAUGAUCUUUGUACCGAGCUCAUGAUUGUUCAGUAGAUGUGUGUUGAAAUGAACCUCUCAGUUCGCCCUCGUUUAAAGGUUGUUCCAUGUUAUGUGCUCAUUCAUCAAAUCACCCAGGAGAAGAAAAAAAAAACGUUCUGUACUAUAAUCUGCCUUUUAAUAUCG